Molecule: messenger RNA, 378 nt
Organism: Vicia faba (fava bean)
Lineage: Eukaryota; Viridiplantae; Streptophyta; Magnoliopsida; Fabales; Fabaceae
Source: the annotation of a GenBank genome assembly
AUGGAGCUCAAAAAAGCAGCCUCUUGUAGCCCAUCAAGCACAAAAGCAGAAUAUCGCGGUUUAGCUCAUUCUACCUCAAAGCUAUUAUGGAUUGAAUCCCUCUUAACAGAGUUACAUGUCCCGUUUCUUCCUCCGACUCUAUUCUGUCAUAAUGUUAGUGUUGUUUUCCUUUCACAUAAUCCCGUGCUUCAUGCUCACACUAAACAUGUUGAGCUGAACAUUCAUUUUGUUAGGGAGCGCGUUGUAGCACGUCAACUGCAGGUGAAACACAUAUCUGCUCAUGCACAGAUUGCAGACACCUUGACAAAACCGCUUGGGACGAGAACCUUCCAACUUUUCUGUGGCAAACUCAAAGUGAUUUGUCUCAACCCCCCUUAA